CCGCCAGCGCUACAUCAACACAAUACAAAGGUAAAACAAAACGGAAAAGGCAGCGGCGUUUCUCUCCCUCCCUCCCUCCCUCUGCACAAACGCCACGCCGCGAGACUCCCACGCGGUCCGCCCCCGCGUCGUCUGGCCUCGCGAUGGCCGCCGCCGCCGACUACGACCGCGCGCACCGCCCGUACGCGGCUCCCGCCCCCGCCGGUGAGUACGACCGCCCCUACCGCAACGAGGUCGUGCCCUACGGUGACCGCCGCAUCGACAUCAUCGUCAAGCCGCCCGCGAGGUCGCCGCCGCCGGUAUCCAACAGGGGCGGCGGGGGAGGGGUGGGGUCGGCGUGGUGCUUCAGCGAUCCGGAGAUGAAGAGGCGGCGGCGGGUGGCCAGCUACAAGGCUUACUCGGCGGAGGGCAAAGUCAAGGCAUCGUUCCGCAGGGGAUUCCGCUGGAUCAAGGCCAAGUGCUCCGAGCUCAUCCAUGGCUGAACCCGGUACCUCGGUGAAAUUCUAUUGUAUUGUAUUGGCAUGGUGCAAGAUGCGGCUACAAAGCGCGAGAGAUGGUUGUCUGUUGUUAUUUCGCUGAUUCGCUCUCAAAAUGUGGAAGAGAAUUUGUUCUGAGAUUGUGUAGAGAACUUUGUUGCCCCCCUGGUUAUAGGAAAAGAACUCGAUGGAGAUCUGCUGAGAUUGCUUGUCGCUACCUGCCAAUUGCCCCCUAAUUCUGUUCAAAAAAUGUUUGAAGAAGACUUGAAUCCCGGAGAAGAAAAAUUCUUUGCACGAUAGUACUUUUCUAA
This is a messenger RNA of Zea mays, 787 nucleotides long. RefSeq lists its product as uncharacterized. The record is from RefSeq and is a predicted model, not a curated record. NCBI's taxonomy places the organism in Eukaryota, Viridiplantae, Streptophyta, Magnoliopsida, Poales, Poaceae. The coding region runs from base 144 to 482 and encodes 112 amino acids. The transcript is spliced from 2 exons.